This is a messenger RNA of Trichobilharzia regenti, 210 nucleotides long. The record is from the annotation of a GenBank genome assembly. Lineage: Eukaryota; Metazoa; Platyhelminthes; Trematoda; Strigeidida; Schistosomatidae.
AUGAAUGUUACACGUUUCUGUAGAAGUCUCGGAUUCUGCAAUGUAACGAAACCAACUCCAACAGUGGAGGAAUGCAUCUCAUGCAUCAGUGAGAAUAUAAAUUAUGCUAUGUCUCUGGCUACUACACCUGAAUUCACUAACAUGUUCACAGAAAGUUUAUGCGAGAACCAUGCAGCUAAUUCAACUGAGCAUUCUAGAAAUGCACUAUGA